AUGUUCAGCAAUCAUUUAGAUCACCAUAGUGAUUAUGAUAAGUUUAACAAUGAUCAGAAUAAUAAUGAUCCGAAUAAGAAGAUCAUAAAUGAUAAUUAUGAAGUAAAUAUUUUUCAAAAUUAUACAAAACAAUAUUAUUAUAUACAACAAUUUAUACCAUCCCCUUUAUUAUUAUUUACCUGGACAAAAUUAAUGAGAACAGAAUUGUUUCGACAAACUUUACAGAAUGUAAUUUUAUCAAAUUAUGAUAAUUACGUAAUGACUAGAUUACAAUCUACUAAUAGUCCGGUUAAUAAUAAUAAUAAUAAUAAUAGUAAUGGUAAUAAUAGUAACGGUAAUCAUACAAAUCCAGAUCUAAUCGAUUUAACUCAUAGAAAUGCCUUAAUCAAAAAAUAUUUGAAUAAAUUAAAUAGUUUAUUAUUUGAAUAUUUAUCAUCUAACAAAGAUUGGGCAUCGUCAUCAUCAUCAUUAUCAUCGUCGUCGUCGUCGUCAUCAACAUCAUCAUCACCAUCGUUGUUAUCCUCAACAAAUAUCAUUGAACCAUAUCAUCAGUUUAAUGUAUAUAAUAAUUAUGAAUCAAGAAAUUGCUUCUAUCAGUGGUUAAAUCAAUCAAUCAAUUGUAAUAAUUUAUAUGAUGAUAACACUUUGAUCAAGAAUAUAAACCAUGAAAGUAAUCAUUUAUUUAAAUUAGAUGAUAAUCUACCUCUUGAAGAAGCAACAGUACAAUUCAAUAAUGAAAAUAAUAAUAAUAAUAAUAUUAAUAGAGAUUUCCAUGUUGAUAAUAAGUAUCAUUUGGAUUCAUAUAGGACUUCAUUUAAUAUACCAGAAAUAUAUCAUUCUAAAUGUAACCCUUUAUGGUCAGAUAUAUGUUAUACAGAAAAUUAUCAUCCUGAAUUAUAUCAGAAUUGUUCAAUUUGGAAACAAACAUCAUCAUCAUCAUCAUCAUCCCCAUCACCAUCAUUAUCAGCGGCAGCGACAACACCACCACCACCACCACCACCAUCACUGAUUGUUCUUUGGAUACUAAACAUACAAUUAUGA
This is a messenger RNA of Schistosoma intercalatum, 1041 nucleotides long. The record is from the annotation of a GenBank genome assembly. NCBI's taxonomy places the organism in Eukaryota, Metazoa, Platyhelminthes, Trematoda, Strigeidida, Schistosomatidae.